UUUAUAUAUAUUUCUCAGUAAAAUUCCAUACCUUUUGGUUUAUUCUAACAGAAUCUGCCAUUGACUUUCAUUUCCAUUCAGACUACGUGAUCUCAUAUGCAUGCCUAAGUCAUGCACAAUCAAUAUACACUGUCUUGGCCAUUGUCUGGUGUUUAGAAAUGAAACACAAUCAUAAUAGUUGGCUGAAAAAACUGUCUAGCAAAAACACACUCUCACAGCUUAGCUUAUAGCAAUGGUGCUAAUGCCUCACAUAUAAACAGUUACUUCUGUAACUGAACUACAGAAUUGUGUAUAAUGUUAAACUAAAAUUAAGUAGUGAAUAAACAAGUGUUGCAAUACUGACGGAUGAUAAAGACAUGCAUGUUAAAUUAUACGCAAGGUUUACUAAUGUUCAACAAGUAUUUUAGUAUAUUUAAACAUUGUAAUCUUACAUAAAAACUUUGUACAUGAAAAGACUGAAUGGAUCCAUUGUGUAAUGCAAGUUAAUACAAAUGCCUGAUGACUGUUGUAAAGGACUGAAACAUGUUGUAUUGAAACAUUUUAAUAAGCCAAACUGACCUACUGACAAUUUGAUUCCAGCAUUUAUUGGAAGUAUGAAGUUGUUGUGAAGAGACAUAUUUACAUAUUAUGCUGCUACAAGUUGGUUACAAUGUAUUCAAAUGUGUAAGCCAAAACCAGCUUUGAUAGUUUCCUUAUAAAAACAAGCCUACAUACAUAGCGUCACAGAUCCAUUGCCUGCAAUGGGUUGGAUAUUGAGCUCAUCAGAAUAGUUAAAAGUAGUUGCAAUAUGCAACCAAGUCCAAGUAGACACAACCUAUAUACAACAGGAAUAUAAUACAAUUAGGUAUUUGCCAUAUAUUCAUCAAUAGAAUAGAAAGCUUUCAAGAUAAGAAAGUCUUUCAGUCUAUGUUUAAAUAAAUUAACAUUAUCCUUUAAAAUAUAUAAUUUAUGUGGCAAAUUAUUAAAAAUUUGUAUGGAUGUAUAAUACACUCCCUUUUGUAUAAUGGAUAGUCUACAUGACGUGACGUGUAGUCCAUUUUGUACUCUAGUGUUAAUUUUAUGUACACUACUAUGUGUAGGAUAAUUAUUUUCGUUUUCAAUUACAAACAUGACCAUAGCAUAUAUAAACAAACAGGGAACUGUAAGUAUCCCUAAUUCUCUGAAAACCUCUCUACAAGAACUUCUAGGCCUUAUCGUUAACAUUGCUCUAAUUGCUCUUUUCUGAGCCACAAAAACUCUUUUCAUUGAUGACGAAGAAGAGCCCCAGAAAAUAACACCAUAUUUAAGUUGAACUUGACAGUAAGCACAAUAAGCCAUUUUCAGCACUUGCCUACUUACUAUAGGCUGUAGUUUUCUAAGCACAAAGGUUGCAACACUCAACUUAUUUAUCACAUCAUCAGAGAAAUGAUGAACAUGAAGCAGGUAGCAACUCUGCAUGCUACCUGCUUUACUUUGAUGUCAUUCUUCGCUAAUUCUUCGAUCCUGGCAUGUUUCUCCAAAACGUCGGUUUACUUUCAGCCGACUACACGGUGUUAAAUCGCAUAUGUCAGAACCACCUCUGUUUGAAUAAAAAAUACUAAAAUUUCUUGUUUAUUUUCGUGUGUGCUCAAAACUACUCACGUAAAUUUUUCUUAUAUAACGCAACUGCCGAUGUUGGUUAUUUAUGGGCUUGCAAAUUGACACAAGAUAUAGUCUACAAGAUAUUGAUAUGAUUCAUAUCCAGGAAAAUGUGAACUUGAAAGGGUGCACACUGAUAUUUCCUUCAGUGUCCGUGGGAAAUGCUGCUCAGCUUGCUGUCGAUCUUCUUAUAACUAAAAUAAAACCACAGAAAGUUGGAUUGAUUUGGCAUCCUGCCAUUAUGCCAUUGGUGGGGGGAGAUCCAUACAGUUUAAAUGAAACCGCUUUGACAACAAGUGCUGAAGUAUUUUAUUCAGGACAGUGGAAGCUGGUGAUUUUCCAGAUACGUUCCCCAAUCAUGCAGGAAGCAAGUCAAGAUUUUGUGGACAGGAUAACUGAAUGGAUAAAAGAAAACUACAUUGAUAAAAUUGUGAUCCUUAGUGGCAUCUUUGACUACACAAGAAAUGAUAGUGAAAUCGCAGGGCCAUCUGUGAAAUUUGUGGCGUCUCGGACCUUUAGAGAGAAAUGUGACGUACUUCAAAGAUUAGGGGAUCAGACAGCAACAUCAGGUUAUCAGACAUGUUCUGUUGUUAUAUGUGAUGGAUCUCAAGACCCUAAGAAGAUUUCUAUGUAUGGAGGUGGCAUUUCAUGGAAGUUUUUUAAUGCCUGCAAUGUAGGAGGAAUUCCAGCAGUUGUUCUUAUGAAGUACUGCUCUGAAGGUGAUAACAUUCCAGAUGCAAUUUUGCUGUGCACUCAUCUUAACACUUUGUUGAACUUUGCCCCUUCUGACUGUAAUUGGGAAUCACCACCUUCAUGGACAGGUAUGUUUGGCAACCCACCUCAGCACGGUUUAUACUAGGACCACAAAUUUUACAGUGAAAUGUUACUUCAGUGAAAAUAAUUUUACAUCAGAAAUAUACUAAGUGACACAAAUUGUUGCAAUACUUAAUGGUACAGUUUACAAAUUGCAGUUAUAUCAGGGAUACAUGUAAACACUAAAGCGGAUGUGAAAUAUUAAUGCACUUUUAAUAAAGAGACUUGUUGAUUCCUUGCCCAGA
Molecule: messenger RNA, 2675 nt
Organism: Cryptotermes secundus
Lineage: Eukaryota; Metazoa; Arthropoda; Insecta; Blattodea; Kalotermitidae
Product: proteasome assembly chaperone 2
Exons: 8
Coding region: 1664-2476 (270 amino acids)
Biological process (GO): proteasome assembly
Cellular component (GO): cytosol; nucleus
Source: RefSeq, a predicted model, not a curated record